UAUUAAUUGGUUGAUUUGAGUUUAAGAUUGGUGUAAAGUAGAGUGAAAAAGAGGUUGGUUGGUGGUAGGUAGUGAAAGCAAGUGGAAGGCUUAACUAGGAGGAAGCAAGAAACUGGACAACCUCAUCGUUUUGCUUCUUCUUCUUCUGUUACUCUGCCUCUGGGCUUUUCUCUCUGUCUUUCACUCUGUUCGAGAUUUCUCAUAGCAACAACAACAACAUUAUAAUAUUACACACAAAAACAUAAAACCUUUCUCUUUGCAUAAGUUUCCCGCUUCUUCAAUUCUUUGAAACCUUCUUCUCUGUCUCACAAAGCUUCCCGCUUUUGCAAUUUCGUUAACUAAAUUCUUUUGAAGCAGAUUUCGUUCUUCUCUUUCUCGUUUUGCGGGAAAGUUGAACAAGAAAUGAAUACCAGAGCACGCACCACUCUUCACUCAAUGAAACCUCCUUUAAAUGAUGCCAAAGGGAAGAUGGAAACCGGAGGGAAGAGAACAAUGGGUGGCCUCGAGAAUGGGCGUCGAUCCAAUCGAGAAAGGAAAAUGGCUUUGCUUCAAGAUGUUGGUGCAAAUGCAGGUAGAUAAGUUGAAGAGGAAGCUUAGACAUGAAGAGAAUGUUCACAGAGCUUUAGAAAGAGCAUUCACUAGGCCUUUGGGAUCUUUACCUCGUCUUCCUCCUUAUCUUCCUCCAUAUACAUUGGAGCUUUUGGCUGAAGUAGCAGUGUUGGAGGAAGAGGUGGUUAGACUUGAAGAGCAGGUUGUGAAUUUUCGACAAGGCUUAUAUCAGGAAGCUGUCUACAUUUCCACAAAGAGGAAUGCAGAGAAUUUGAAUGACCCUAUUGACCAAAACAGCAUCAGAAGUUCCAAGCAUCAGAGAUCAAAAUCCAUGUCUCAAAGUGAGUUCAAUUCAACUAUUAUGGGUAGGGUUCAGCCUUCUCUUGCCAGAAGUGCUUCCAGCAGAAAGCUAAUGUUCUCCCCUGACACUGCCAAUGACCACACUGGGAAGCCAGUCCACGGGAAGCAAUUGCACAGAAAACAAGAUUCAUUCUCGUCUAUCCCUGAAGAGGGAAGGGGAAAAGAGAACCGAUCAUUUGGUAACUUUGUGAAGGAUAAGCAAUCACCAGAGAAGAAAACGACCAAAGUCAUUACUCCAAUAAAGAAAUCUCCACUCAAACAAGAAUCACCUGAGAAAUGCAUGGAUCACUUUAAGUUACAGCUGGACUGGAGAUUAGCAGAUCAUGAAAGGGCUCAGAGUUCCUCAAGUUCAUCAGAUGAUAAGGUUUCAGAAGUUGAUAGCACACCCAAUAGAGUUUCGGAGGAUAUUGUCAAGUGCUUGUGUAGCAUAUUUGUGAGAAUUGGUACAUCCAAGGACAAAAUUGGAGAAUCAAGAACACCUUCCCGCUCUGCAUCAGUUUUCAACCAAUGCAUCAAGGAAAAGGAUCAAUUGUGUGAUCCUUAUGGUAUCUGUUCAGAGUCCAAAACAAGAGAAGUUGGUCCAUAUAAAAAUUUAUGUGAAGUUAAAGGCUCCACUGUUGACCUGAACCGAACAACAAAUGCAGUGUUUCUGAUCCACAGAUUAAAGUUCCUACUUGGGAAACUAGCCUCUCUGAACUUGAAGGGUCUUACUCAUCAGGAAAAGCUUGCAUUCUGGAUAAACACUUACAAUUCCUGCAUGAUGAAUGCAUAUUUAGAGCACGGCAUACCCGAGAGUCCCGAAAUGGUUGUAGCAUUAAUGCAGAAGGCAACGAUAAUAGUGGGGGGCCAGUUGCUGAAUGCAAUUACCAUAGAGCAUUUUAUCUUGAGACUGCCUUAUCACCUCAAGUUUACCUGUCCCAAAGCUGCAAAAAAUGACGAGAUUAAUAAAGCACAAAGCAUAUUUGGCCUGGAAUGGUCUGAGCCCUUGGUAACAUUUGCACUUUCAUGUGGAAGCUGGUCUUCACCUGCAGUGAGAGUUUAUACAGCAUCACAAGUUGAUGAUGAGUUAGAAGCAGCAAAGAGAGAUUAUUUACAGGCUUCAGUUGGAAUCACAAAAACGAACAAGUUAAUAAUCCCCAAGUUGCUGGACUGGUAUUUACUGGACUUUGCAAAGGACUUGGAAUCUUUGUUGGAUUGGGUCUGCCUCCAACUACCUGACCAAAUAAGAAAGCAAGCAGUUGAAUGCCUUGAAAGAAGAGGAAGGGAUUCUCUUUCACAUAUAGUACAAAUGAUGCCCUAUGAUUUCAGUUUCAGGUUGCUUUUACACCACUGACUUCUCACAACUGUUUGCUUCUUAACUUUGGUGUGGUGGGUUUUUUUGUACAUUGGGUGGUUCACACAGAAAGUACAUAAGCCAAAGGAUGUCAUGUUUUCAUUUGGGAAUGGGUUUGGGCUUUUGGGUUAUUUAUAUGGGUCAUUCAUGGGUUAGUCAUAAGUCAUGCUUUUAGGAAAUAUAUACAUAGAAAUGGAGGUUUCUUAGACAUUCAUUUGGAUGCAAACGUUUUGGAUUCAUAAUAAUUUUAUAUACUGCUUUAA
Molecule: messenger RNA, 2505 nt
Organism: Cajanus cajan (pigeon pea)
Lineage: Eukaryota; Viridiplantae; Streptophyta; Magnoliopsida; Fabales; Fabaceae
Source: RefSeq, a predicted model, not a curated record